AUGGACUUGGCUCCUGGCCAUAGCAUCGAGGAGGCCGUUGAGCUUCUGCGAGCUGCAGACUUCCGUCUGUUCUGCAUUGAGCGUCGUGUGUCCACUCUUGAAACGCAGAUUUCUGAGCUGCGUGAAGUGCAAAGACGGCUUAACGCUACAGUGCUUCGUGUGGAGACGCUGGAACAAGACAACGCAGUAAUCAAGCAUUGCUUUUCUUCGACACAGCCAGGGGUCAGUCUUCGAUCUGAAGUAGCAUCUCUUAACAACGUGGUUACCCAGAUUGUGGACUCAGUCAAUCGCUUGGAGCCUGAGUUACAGCUUCUUUUGCGUUGGCGGGAGCGCUUCACUUCCGCUUUGCAGGCCGAGCUUCAGAACUUAGGUCACCAGCUUUGUGUGGUAGCAUCGCAGCUCGAGGCCUUUGCUCGGCAGCGGGCUCGUUUUGCUGCGCUGAUUCGGUCGGAUGAUUCUGUGCGCUUUGAGGCUUUACGUAAGAUUAAGACCUUGACUUUACUUGAUCCUGCUGCCUCGGAGCUGGGGCGGCUUCUCAUCGGCGAGGCCGCUAUCUUGUCUGACCCUGAGAGACUUCAGAAGUCCUUUGCUGACACGUUCGCUACGAAGAGCACUGCAACAUUGGCCAAACGAGCUUCCUCUUUCUGGAAGUUUGCCGAGUUUUGCUUGAUGUUCGAUUUUGGCUCGCCCUUUCGAGCGAGCGAGGCGGCUGUCUAUGCAUAUAUCCAGGACUUGCAGGCCCACGGAGCUCCUACAUCGGCCAAGGCUUUUCUUGAAAGCUGGAAUUUUCUGUCAGCGCUGCUGGGUUUCGCAAAACUUGCAGGCCAAUCUCCUUUGUCAGGCCGUGUGCGAGGAGCUGCUGCCGCGUUGGCGGCCACUAAGAAGCCGCUGGUCCAAGCCUCACCAUUGUCAGUUCCAAUGAUUCGGGCUCUGGAAAGGAUUGUGGUGAAGCCUCCGUAUCCUCAUUGGCGUGUGAUUGCUGGGCACAUUCUUUUCUGUGUGGGAAGCUGUUCUCGCUUUUCGGAUACAAUCCACCUCAAAUCUUUGGAGCUUCAGAGUGCGGGAACCGUGCAUCUUUUGGAAGCAUCGUCUGCAUCUUACAAGACUGGUACUGGCGAACGGAAGACCAUACUUCUGCCGCUGCUCUGCCUGGGAUCUUUCGUGUACCCCACGAUUUGGGCGCCGCUGUGGAUGGAAGCCCGAACUGAUGCUGGCCUCGGCCUCAAUCCGUCACUGCCUGCAUUCAGCGAAGCCUCGCAGUCUUGGUUGGAGCGUCGCAUGUCUACUGGUGAGCUUACCAUGUACCUGCGUGAGUUCCUCGUAGCCAGUCACAUCGACAUUCCUUCGGAGUCCCGCGUCAGCAGUCACAGUAUGAAGGCCACUUUUCUUAGCUGGCUAGCCAAAUUCGGAGGCGUUUCUUUGGAGGACCGCCGCAUUGCAGGGCACCACUUGGACCCUGAUUCCCGGUCCCCUCUGACCUACAGCCGUGACGAGCUGUGCCGCUUGAUGAAGAUUUUCGAGGAUAUCUUGAAAGCCAUCCGUUCCGGCCACUUUAAGCCUGAUGACAGUCGCGUGAUGCGUUUAGCUGUCAUGGUUCAGGCUGAGUCAGGUCCUCAGCUGCAGGAGAAACUCCUCGAGCAGGACCCAUAUGUCUCCGAUUCCGAAGCUGGUGAUUCCGACAUCAGCCCAGAGGAUCUGGAGGCCCGAGCCGGUGGAGUCCCCCUGGACGAAGGCUUGAACGCCAGGGCACUCGAGCUCAACUUUACCGAGGAGACCCUGGCCAAAUUGGCGGCCAUCAAUGUGGUCGAGCGCACAGAUGCUUCUGAACCUGUUCGGAUGCCUUUGGCCGAGCGCACACAACGCCUGGCCGCUCUUCAGAAGAGACUUGUGGGCAUUCACUGGACAUCCGACAUUGAGCCUUCCCAUAAGCUGCAAGACUUGGUUGCUCAGAUGGUUUCUGAUCAGUCCUUGCUUUGGAUUCCGUGGGAUCGCCUCACGAGCCGAGCUUUGGAAAUCACAUCCGACAAAACCGAUCAAUCGGUCAGCUUCGACAGCGCCGGGAACCUCAAGCUCGUGAAACGCUCAGCUGAGCCCUCCUGCAGUACCAUAGGCGAAUACGCCGUUAAACUGGCACUUCAGCGGAGGAGUUUGGCUUUCGAAUUGGCCCGAAUCUGCCGUUACGAGUACCUCGAAUCUUGGCAUGAUCAGUUGCUGCAGGUGCACAUGCGUACCCAGCCAUCCGGCCAUCAGCGAGUUUCGAUUGCUCAGCUUCGUGAAGCCGACAAGUUCCUGUGGACGAGGAUCGCCGAGGACACGCGUGGCUCACUGUCCAUGCGCUCAGACGGCUCGUACCCUUUUGAGGUCUCGCUUGCAAAGUGGAAGGAUCACACGCAGGUUCAGUGCUACCUGCUUCCGCUGAUGCGAUCUGUGCCUCCGCCCCCAGCUCCGCAUGUGCCCAACAGCCCGCCCAGCAAGGACGGAAAAGGGGGCGGCAAGGACAAAAAUCAGAAAGCCCUGAAGGUUCGCAAGGACACUCCCGGCGCGGAGAAACCCAGCCGCCACCUGUGCUGGAAGUGUUUGGAGCCGCAUCCGGCCUCUGAGGAUGACGAGACCGGUGGCAAGCGUCUUUCGGCUGAGGAGUUGGCCGACCGGCUCCUUGCUCAGCCCACUGAACCGGUUCCGGAGGGCGCUCUGUUAGUUUGGGGGCCUUUGCUUUUUCAGGAUUUUACUUGCACAACCAUUGCCGUCUUCACAAAUCUUCGAACACAGCUUCACCAAGAUACCGCCAACGAUUCGAGAAGCCGCAACCUUCUUUAUCCGCUGUCAAAAUUUUCUGCCGGAGAUGUCUGGAUCGAGUCUCCCCAGGGAAAGGUUCCUUUCGAACACCAGGGCGAGAUUCUCUGGGGAGAUUCACUGCCGGUGUCCCAGGGGCUUUGCUAUCUUGAUGCGCCCAACCGCCGACACGCCACUUUGGCCUGGCAGGGCGAGCGCAGUGUUCUGGUGGGCUACACGGCCCGAGGAGCCGAUUGCAUGCCUCAGGAGACGCGAACUUUCCUUGAGGACCUAGAAUUUCCCUUGCCCCCCGCGGGUCCAAGGCCCAUCCCUAAGACUAAUCCCGAGCCCGUUAAGCCCCCCCUUGCUGUCGCCGACUCCUGCAAGCCUCUCUUCGUCGAGAUCUUCGCAGGCUGCGCACGGCUUUCCAAGCAUUGCCAGUUGACUCUCCUUGGAACCGUCACGUACCUGAACAUCCGCUUCUUAUGCUGGCCCAUCAGCAAGAAGGCGAGAUUGGCAGGUGCUCCUGAACCUGUCCCGUUGAGGGAUAACGAUCACAUUCUGGGCCUCCCCAACCUGUGGCGCCGCAUGAUAGAUGUGCGCUUCCACAAUUGCAUGAAAGGCGGUCGCAGACCCAAGCACAGUCGCUUUCGGUGCAGUGAUUCUCGCUUGUCUAGCAUGGCUGUAGAGUGCGACAAUCAGCAUCAACAUGAUCCCUACCUGGUCUAUCAGACCGGCCGACAGUGGAGGUUCAGUACCGCUGAAGAGGCGGAAUAUCCGCCUCAACUGUGCCAGGAGGUGUCGCAACUGCUGGCCGCGACAGCCGGUUUGCCAUCCUGCUUGGAACCGCCGGCAGGUCCACGCGCUGUCUGGCCCCAGCCACGUGGGAGCCACAAGCUAAUCCCGGAGUUCCUCGAGUUUCGCACCGAGGCUCCCCUAGAUAGGUUCGGGGUGUACAGAACGCCUACCGAGUUCAUCGAUUGUGCCCUAAAGCUCAGCCAUCCCUUUGACACUCAGCACUGUGUCCCAGAUGCCGUCAAAAGGAACAUCUUCCGACGGCUGACCGAAGGACCGUCUGCUUUUGCUGAAGAGAGGCUCAGACUUUACAACAGGCUCAACCAGAUGGAGAAAGAACUUCGCUACGAGGAGGCGCGACUGCAUUCUACCCUGCCUGACCACACUCGCGAAGUCAUCAAGGGAAAGAACCUUCUGCUAUGGGCACAAUUGCUGAAGGAGACCAAAUUUCCUGAUGAAGGAGUCUUCGACUUGAUGAUAGGCGUCGAUCUGGAAUCGCCGGCUACAUCCACACCUGAGCUUCUCCUUGAAUCAGCUCGCUGGCGCAGAGAGAGGCUCAAGGGCCGUGAUCCGCACGAGAAAGAUCCAGAGGCGACCUGGCAACUCUGGGAUUGCACUCUAAAGGACCGGGACGACGGCUUUCUCACAGGGCCGUUCUACGAUGAGGAAGAAGUGAAAAAGCACCUUGGAGUGGAGGAGUUCGUCUGUUCGAGAAGGUUCGUCAUCGAGCAGGGCACGCCAGAGAGGCCCAAACUUCGACCGAUCGACAACUACAAGGAGGGCGGGGUCAACGAAGCUUACCAUAGCCUCGAAAAGCUCGCCUUGUUCGAUGUCAAUUGGAUGACGGCGAUGGCAACUUACAUCGCGCGGGUCUCGGAUGGAACCGGUGCUUUGGAAAUUGUUCUCAGCACGGGAGAAAUUCUACGCGGAGAGCUGCACUCUUCUUGGAAGGCCAAGAAGCCCGUCUGGCAGGGGCGAACGCUGGAUUUGGAAAAGGCGUAUCGUCAAGUUCCACUUUCAACGGAGUCGCUGCGACUGGGGGUCGUCAUGGUCACGGACCCUAACAGCGGCAAGCCUUGCUACUUCGUAGCUCAGAGCCUGCCCUUCGGUGCAUCAUCGUCUGUGUUUGCUUUCAACAGGCUGUCGAGAUCGAUCUUGCAUCUGAGCUGGAACUUGAUUGGCAUGAUCUCAGGAUGCUUCUACGACGACUUCCCGCUUCUUGAAAUCCAAUCUUCCGCGAAGCUUGUUUCUGAAUCGUUCGAACACCUGCUGAGGAAGAUCGGGUGGAGGUAUUCCAACGACCCGGCCAAAACCUCGCCUUUCAAUGAGAGCUUCGACCUACUUGGAAUCCGUCUUAAUGCAGGCGACAUCUCCAAUGGCGUCGUGGUGCUCCAAAACAAGGCAUCAAGGCUGGAGAAGAUGAAAGAUACUUUCAUCCGCAUGGCGUUGAAUGGUGAAUGGGAUCUGCGGCAGAUUCAGUCGCUGCAAGGGCAAGUGAACUUCGCUUUGGGCUUUGCUUCGGGAAGGGCAAUGAAGAUGCUGCAGCGUGCACUUGGAAGCUUCAUCAGGAAUCCUGAAGAUCGCAGCGCGAGUGAGUUCAGGACACUUUGCGAGUUCGGGAUCCGCUUGAUCGACGAGUGCAAACCGAGAGUCUUCGCCUGCCGAGGGCCAGAACAACCGGUGUUGAUCUUCACUGAUGCAGCUUACGAAAAAGGUGUCGCCACAUACGGCGUGGUGGUCCUGGAUCCAUUCACUUCUUCUAAGCUGGUGGCCGGAGGUCGCAUCCCGAAGACUUUGGUGGAAUUCUGGAAGCUCGACAGUCCUGAACAGGUGAUUGCUCAGGCCGAAGCUUUCGCCGUGGUCCUCGCAAGAGAAGCUUUCAGAAAUUUCAUACACGGCAGACGAACCAUUUACUUCAUCGACAACGAGGGCGCGAGAGAAGUCUUGAUUAAAGGAGCGAGCAAGUCACGCACGCUUCUGCUUUUGGGAUCGCGCUUCUUCGAGAUGGAAAACUUGGAUCAAAGCUUGACGUGGCUAGAAAGGGUUCCGUCUGCCAGCAACGUGGCAGACGGGCCGAGUCGUGGUGAGAUCGCCGAGACGGCGAAGGUCAUUGGUGGCACGAUCGUUGAUCUGCAGGAGAAGGCGGAAAUUCUAGGAGAGUUGUGCAAAUCGACUGUACAGAUACCUUGGAAGCUGCUCAAGUAA
Molecule: messenger RNA, 5772 nt
Organism: Symbiodinium sp. CCMP2592
Lineage: Eukaryota; Dinophyceae; Suessiales; Symbiodiniaceae
Source: the annotation of a GenBank genome assembly